AGCAGAGUCCUGUUUGGUGGGUCAGAGGGAAGGGAACGGUUGCUUUCAGCUACAUUACACAGACUUCAAAGAUUCAUAUCACCACCGCUCUCGAGACUGAUCAUGAAUACAGAUUUUGGAAAACAGCUUAAAAUGAAAUACUGUAAGAUAUUUCUCUUUCUUCUAUUAAUGAUCAUGGAUGUCUCAACAAAUGCUCAAGAAGUUAGCUGUGAGAGUGAACAGCUCAUCAAUGUUGACAUUGUUGUUGGAAAUCCAGAUAUUGCUCCACCUUAUAAACCUGGACAUAUUUUAGUUUUUCGAUGCACAGAUGUGAACCUGAAGAUGCACGGCCAACGAGCAAUUGAAUGCCUGUCAAAUGGAAAAUGGGAUUAUCCAUAUCCGAAAUGUGGAGAUGUCACAUGUCUUCUAAACACAAAAGAGAACAACAUCAAAAUGGAUCGAUUUCCUGAUUUUGAGUGUCCAGUCAAAGCUGGAUAUAAUUUAACGUUUUCAUGCAAUGGACAAGGACUGAUUUUAAAAGGACAGAGAGAAAUCACCUGCCAGUCAAAUGGAGAAUGGAGCAACCCAUUCCCUAAAUGUUUAGGUAAUUGCAGAGAAGCAGUAACCUGUGAGCUUAAGUCAACCACAUUUGGAGUAAAAAAGAUCAAGCCUGCGGGAACAACUAUUUUCAGAGCUGGAGAAAGUGUGGAGAUCACCUGCUCUGAAAAAUACUGGUUAUUUGGUACAAAAGAAACCAGCAGAUCAUUUACAUGCAAAGAUAAUGGAGAGUGGGACUAUGAGCCUGUUUGUGCAGAGAUUACAGGUGAAACUCCAUAUGACCAGCAUGUGUAUAGACUAGGGAUGUAAUGGUAUGAAAAUUUC
Messenger RNA from Sinocyclocheilus grahami, 861 nucleotides. Its product is annotated as E-selectin-like. The coding region runs from base 103 to 846 and encodes 247 amino acids. The transcript has 6 exons. Lineage: Eukaryota; Metazoa; Chordata; Actinopteri; Cypriniformes; Cyprinidae. The record is from RefSeq and is a predicted model, not a curated record.